Messenger RNA from Gopherus flavomarginatus (Mexican gopher tortoise), 3316 nucleotides. Its product is annotated as tubulin polyglutamylase TTLL13-like. The transcript has 13 exons. NCBI's taxonomy places the organism in Eukaryota, Metazoa, Chordata, Testudines, Testudinidae. The record is from RefSeq and is a predicted model, not a curated record. Gene Ontology annotation, biological process: microtubule cytoskeleton organization; protein polyglutamylation. Gene Ontology annotation, molecular function: tubulin binding; tubulin-glutamic acid ligase activity. Bases 65 to 2182 code for a protein of 705 amino acids. Gene Ontology annotation, cellular component: cilium.
GAGGCGCGGUUGCCCCAGGGGGCCCUCGCCCCGCCCGGAUGCGGCCUGGAAACCGGCUAACAGAAUGAAGAUGAACUCCAAUGACAGCAGCGAAUCAGAGAAUGAUACUGAGGAAGAGGAGGAGGAGGAAGAAGAGUUUGCAAAUGAACACAUUAAGAGACUGGGUGGAGGAAGUAAAGAUAUGCGGCAGGAUGGCACACUUCAGGAGGGAGCUUUUGAGACAGAGGACACAUGCCUAGGGCACAAGAGUAAACACAGUUCAGGUGGGAAAAGUGAUCUGGCGACGGUCUCACUGAUCGAUCUGGAAGAACAAAUGGCAGAAGACUAUGAAGCAGAGACCACUCCAAGAAAGAAAAAGAGAAAACACAGGCUGCUGUCUAUCAACCUGACCAACUGCAAGUAUGAGAGCGUGAGGCGUGCUGCCCGACACUGUGGUCUAAAAGAAGUGGGGGAGGAUGAGGAGUGGACGGUGUACUGGACUGACUGCUCGGUCUCUCUGGAGCGCGUCAUGGAAAUGAAGAGGUUUCAGAAAAUCAACCAUUUCCCGGGGAUGACAGAGAUCUGCCGGAAGGACCUGCUGGCCCGCAACCUCAACCGCAUGCUCAAACUCUUCCCCAAAGAGUACAGCAUCUUCCCCCGCACCUGGUGCCUGCCUGCUGACUAUGGAGAUUUCCAGGCCUACGGGCGCAUGAGGAAAAACAGGACGUACAUCUGCAAGCCAGACAGUGGCUGCCAGGGGAGGGGCAUCUUCAUAACCCGCAACCCAAAGGAGAUUAAACACGGGGAGCACCUGAUCUGCCAGCAGUACAUAUCCAAGCCCUUCCUUAUUGAUGGCUUCAAAUUUGACCUGCGAAUCUACGUCCUGGUCACAUCCUGUGACCCCCUGAAGAUUUUUGUCUAUGAGGAAGGGCUGGCCCGGUUUGCCACCAUGAGGUACAUCGAGCCCAGCAGCAGCAACCUGGAUGAUAUCUGCAUGCACCUAACCAACUAUGCUAUCAACAAACAUAAUGAAAACUUCAUCCGAGACGACAUGAUGGGCAGUAAGAGGAAACUGUCUACCUUGAAUGCCUGGAUGAUGGACAACAGCUGCAACACAACAGAACUCUGGGAAGACAUUGAGGACAUCAUUAUAAAGACCCUUAUCUCAGCCCACCCUGUUCUGAAGCACAACUACCGCACCUGCUUCCCCAACCACAUCACUGGCUGUGCCUGCUUUGAGAUUCUGGGCUUUGACAUCCUGCUAGACAGAAAGCUGAAACCCUGGCUGCUGGAGGUGAAUCACUCGCCCAGUUUCACCACGGACUCGCGCUUGGACCGAGAGGUGAAGGACGCUUUGCUCUGUGACACCAUCAAGCUGAUAAACCUGCGAGCCUGUGACAAGAGGAAGGUGCUGGAAGAGGACAAGCGACGGGUGAAGGAGCGACUCUUCCAGGCCCACCAGCCACCUCGUGAAGCCAGACGUGAGAAGUUAGAGAGCAGCCAGGCGGCCUGGCUGGCCCAAGCGGAGAAGUAUGAGAACACGCACCUGGGAGGGUACCGGCGCAUUUACCCCACGCACGAGACAGACAAGUAUGAGCCAUUCUUCAAGCACAGUGGCUCCCUCUUCCAGGAGACGGUGGCUUCCAAGGCAAGAGAGGAGUGUGCCAGGCAGCAGCUGGAGGAAAUUCGCUUGAAGCAAGAGCAACGAGAGGUUACUACUGGGAAGAAGAAAAAGGAGCGAAAGGAGAACCUGCAGGAAAAGUCCGCUGGGGAGAAAUCCCGCAUCCGCAGCAAGGCCAAGGCUCCUCCCACUCGCCUCACCUACAACAGCGCCAGGACCUGCGACAGGAAGGUGCAGCAGAUGGUGUUUGACUCCAUGCGGCCCCAGGAGAUAGUGGAAGAUGAGGAAGUAGAGAGAAUCAAGGCUCUUCUGCAGCGCGAAAACCUCAUACGGGGUCUGGGCAUCGUGGAUCAGCUCUCUCGGCUGCUUCACACAACUGAGCCCAGGCCUGUGGAUGUCCACAGGCCCCACAUCAAUAUCUCCGAGAGCCAGGUAAAGGUGGGCUGCUUAGAGGCAUCUCCCAGGGCUAGUGCAGUAGUUAGUGUUCUUGGUGAUCCUGCACACACAGGAGCAGGAGGAGCUGAGGACACGGGGCACCGCUGGCCUGGAGAAGUUCCUCUCGCUGGGGUAAGUGAGAAAUGAGGGCUGGGGCUGGGUCCUUGGGUUGGCCUGUUUUUAUGGUAAUUUUUCCUGUGUUCAAAAGGGUCAAAAAGUGAUUCCUUAGGGACACCUCAAGAGCUCAGAGGAGGGUCCAGGCUCCUGACAUGAGGGGUCUCAUCUUAUCAGCAUCCCAUGGAACAGAACAGAGGAGCCUGCUCUCUGAAUAUGGAAGUGCUGCCUCUGGACCCCACAAGUCCCAAUGUGCAGUACAGCCUGCUGUCCUGGCUCGAGGCUGAGCUGUGCAUACUGGAAUAUCUGGUCUCAGUGCCCUUGUCUUCACUAGGGAACACAGGUGUGUUCCUCACCUGAGGUAGCAAACAGGAGUAAAAGCCUUGUGAAAAAGAGGAGCUGCUCUGCUGGAGAAGAAGGGGCUGUUGUUCUCGGCCAGCUCUACACUACAGUUUUGUCAGCACAGCUGUGUUGGUGAGGGAUGUGAAGACACACACAACCCACAGGCUCUGCUGGCAGAACCCCGGUGUAGACACAGCUGUGCCCACAGACGAGCUCUCUGCUGGCUUAGCUAGCGUCAUUUGGGGAGGUGGCCUUUCUACAGGGGCCAAAAAAUUCCUCCUGUUGACAUAUGCUCUGCGGGCAUGGCUGCAUGGGCAGAGCCUGUGUCGUGUAGACUAGCCCAUAUAGUCACUUGUCAGACUUGAACUGCACUUGUGGUAUAUUUCCAGUGAUCAAGUGCAGGAUGUGGGGAGAGGGUUCCAGUCACAUGCCACAGGAUGGCUGGUAUUACUGCCCACGUGAGCUCCUGUAGGCACUGGAAAUGCCUUGAAUGCCCCUUCCUCCUGCAGUGAAAAAAAUUACUGUCAUCUGUAGGGAAAACAACAAGUUUGGGGAAGCCAGAGUCUCUGUCAGACACCAAGCCUUUGUCAGGGAAAACAUAUGGCCAUGAGUGUGAUGUUCUGCUGCACUCCCUGUCCUAGUGCCAAUCUUCAUAUACCAAUGAGCAGCAGCAAGAGAAUGGGGACCUACAAUGCUGGGCCAUUAGACAUCCCAUAAAGAUCAGAUCACCUUUAGAUACGGGGGCUAUUUCUCCAUUUCAGUAAUAGUUUUACUGGCUGAAGAAAGUGAACUCUGGAGUAGCUGUCUAGGAGCUGGGAGACCUAU